Messenger RNA from Acanthoscelides obtectus, 792 nucleotides. Lineage: Eukaryota; Metazoa; Arthropoda; Insecta; Coleoptera; Chrysomelidae. The record is from the annotation of a GenBank genome assembly.
AAUGAACACGAACUAUAAACUAGAUGAUUUUCGACGUGCACUGACAUCCAUGUCAUUGAUGUCAAUCAUGAAAAAUUAAAUAGUGCUUCAAAAAUACCAGUAUGACGCAAACAUGCAAAAAUGUCCCCUAGUGCCAUUUUUUUCUAGUACAUCCACGAGUUUCCUUUACAAACUGCUCACGGCUAUCAAACAGUUACAGCAACAGGACAGACAGCGAUGUGGAGUCUGUUUCGAAGAUAUCGUUAGGUUCAUGAAAAGAACAUGUGGAGCAGAACUAGAUAUUGGAAGCCAGGUGUACUAUACGUUAAGAAAGGCCGAACAGGCUCGCUUAGUGUCAAAAACCAAUAAUGUGUACAUUCUAACUCAACCAGCGGCAUGUAUUCACAUGGUCCCAGAGUCCUGCGUUCAAGCGAAGCUGAAGGAAUUACUAAAUAUUUUCAGUUCGAGUCCCGGUAAAUGUACAGAUAGAGGUAAAAGGAAACCUCCAGCGUGCGAAAAGCUUGUUUGUGGAGAUGCAAAAAAGUGCAAAAGACCACCAAAGUGUGGUGGUAGAAGUUCUACAGCAAAGUCUAGAAAAUCUGCCCGGAAAUCGGCUAGGAUAUCUGCCCGGGGUAAAUCUAAGAGAAGGUCAAGGUCAAAAUCAAAGUCAAGAUCAAGGUCGAGAUCAAGGUCGAAGAGUCCCUGUGGUAUAAGGAGAGAUUUCAUAAAGCAAUUGGGAAUCGAUGCAGAUAGUUUGGCAUGUAGUGAGACUUCCGAUGAUGGCUGUUAGAAAUAAAGGAUUAGUCUUUGAUA